AUGUACUUUUUUCAUGCUUUGUUUGCCCAUCAUACAGAAUAUCCUAAACAGGCGGAUAAUUCACUUGCGACCAAGCAGUUGGAAGGUCGCAAGCAAAACAAGGAACGGAUUACAUCAACUAUUUUCUGCAACGGGGAUGGUUCCGACAAGCUGCCCCUGUGGAUUAUCGGAAACAUCAUAUGCACGUGA
This is a messenger RNA of Plasmopara halstedii, 189 nucleotides long. Its product is annotated as tigger transposable element-derived protein. The transcript has 2 exons. The coding region runs from base 1 to 189 and encodes 62 amino acids. The record is from RefSeq and is a predicted model, not a curated record. Lineage: Eukaryota; Oomycota; Peronosporomycetes; Peronosporales; Peronosporaceae.